AUGCCGACCUCGAGGACGGUGUCGACGAUUACCGCGCAGACGGAGCAAGGCACGCAUGUGGUUCGCAUCCUGGGGUUCAGCCAGCUAAGGCGCAUGAAGGAGGUCAUCAAUUCCUACAAGUUCUCCGUUGGCGGGCACGAGUGGUUCAUCAAGUUGGUUCUCGAUAGCUGCAGCACAGCAUCUGCAUUCUCCCACCCAGACUGUAUUAUCGCUGUACUCUUGCUCAAGAGCCAGGCCCAGACCAAGGAAGUGCAGGCGUCGUUCGAGCUCAAGCUGGUCGACCUGGCCAGUGGGUCGUCCUUAUCGGUGCACAAGGUUGCACCCAGCUUGUUCCGCCCCGGCUAUGGCGACACCACGGUUACUUGCUGCCAGAUAAAAAAUGACCUGUUUGAAGCCACGCCCUACCUUCAGGACGAUUGCCUCACAAUCGAAUUCAGCAUCACUGUUUUCAAAGGACCACUGUCAUCAGAAACCAAAUCGCUCCCGAGGAUCCGGGUGCCGCCAUCCGACAUCGCAGCGGAUUUCGGCAACCUGCUGGAAACAAUGGAGGGAGCGGAUGUCACCUUCAGCGUCGGAGGGCAGGAAUUCACGGCGCACAGGAUCGUGCUCGCCACGCGGUCGCCUGUUUUCAGAGCACAGCUCUAUGGCCCUAUCAGGGAGGGAGGAACAGGUCCCAUUGUCAUUGAAGACGUGCAGCCAGAUGCUUUCAGGGCCCUUCUCUGUUUCAUCUACACGGAUUCUUUGCCUCCUUCGGAUGAUCUCCAGCCAGAUGAUUACGCUGAGAUGAUCUGCCACUUGCUUGUGGCUGCGGAUCGGUACGCCAUGGAGAGGCUAAAGCCUAAAGCUCAUGUGUCAAAGCAUCCUUUGCGAGAAUCUUACCGUGCAGGAUGUUCCAACCACGCUGGCUCUAGCUGA
Molecule: messenger RNA, 915 nt
Organism: Miscanthus lutarioriparius
Lineage: Eukaryota; Viridiplantae; Streptophyta; Magnoliopsida; Poales; Poaceae
Source: the annotation of a GenBank genome assembly